CUUAGUUUCGGGCAAGAAACGACAGGCAGUGGGAUCCUCCCAAUCUUCGGAAGUGUGUGCAAUUGAGGAAAGGGAAUCAAAGAGUUUCUGAAAUUACAUAAUUCGAGAGUGCGUUUUCUCGUUAGUUUCUUCCUUGCCCCCUUUCCUACGUGAUAAGGCCCACGUUAAAGGGACUCACUGCCAACAUCAAGCGUGGACGGUUGUUUCGAAAGCGCACACCCCUGACCAUGGCGGACCGAUACGGUAAUAAUUUAUAAAAACAAUAUAUAACAUCGUUCCGAGAUGUCAGAAAGUAAUAACCGAUAGAAUCGAGACGAACGUCUGUUGGAAAAGUCGUGGCAUAGGGAUUUUUCACUUACAUGCCGGAGCUUGCGUGGCAGUUUCGUGGAAAACGGGACGGACAGUUUUGGCGCGUGUGCUCUUUAAUAUCCAUAAUUACCUGAAACGUUCCAUGGAUCCAUCGUUUUUCUCCAAUUAUUAUCGUCUAAAUGAACGUGACACGAGAUGCCGGAAAAGUACAACGUUCUGUGCCUAUCGUCGAACAUCUAACCCUAAGAAAUACAAACAAACAACGGUGUCGAAUUCUGGAAAGUUGUCAUCGUAUCGAGUGAUUCGGUUAAGGAAUAAAACAGUGGGAUAGACGUAAGUUCGUUGAAAAAAAUCAAAAGUUGACACGGUCUAGGAACUUUUUUGGAUAUCUGCGAUAGCUGGCGGCGCGGUGGUUUACGGAGAAAAGCGAAGUGACGGUUUUGGCGCGCGUACUCGACUCCUGUGUGCGACCGGCAGAUGGCCGGCGCGCGUCCACGAACACACCAAACAUGACAAGCGCCUAAGCACGUACUACCACUGUGACAGGGACGCGUUCAAGAACAUAUCGAAGCAUUGGUAGAAGGCCACUACUACAUUUAACAUAGAACGCUCUGAGAGCCCAUCGACACGAGGUUCGGUAUUACUACCACUGGUACAAGCGGUUCUAUCUGCCUCGUAGCCCGAGCCAGUUGCCAGCGCGCCAGCCAGCCCGUCCAUCCGAUCACCCAGCUCACGCACGAGCCGGCCUCGUGUGCGCGCGCGACACCCCGAUAGAAAAGGUUCGUUUUUCUCGCCGGUGGCUCGACGGAUUAUGCCGAGGCGGGGCUUGUCGUGAACUCUAGAUCCCGUACAUUCCUAAGAAGCUGAAAACUCGACGAAUACACGAACAGCUUGGUCCCUGUACUCGAUUAUUUCGGGCCCUCGGUCUGCUUGGCUGUCGUUCCUAUUGCCGAGAUCGGCCCCGCAGAAAAUGGACACCGCACCAGUGCGGUAGAGAGACAGAGCGAAACAGAGAGAUAUAUAGAAAAAGAGAAAGAGAAAGAGAGAGAGAGAGAGAGAAAGAGAAAUAAAGGCCACGCAACUACUACGACUACGAGGAGGACGACGACAACGGGUAUAAGUUUGAGAAAGAAGGACAGAGGGAGAGAAAACGAGCGAGGGCGAGGGAUUAUAAUCGUAUGUACGAAGUGUGUGUACGAUAUACAGUAGCGAAAAGCAAGAGAAACAUUUCGUGCACGAUUAGCCUCGGGAGACCGGGUUAAAACUCAGACAUCCCGAGCCGCACGUUUUUAUCCUGUCCUGUCAUCGACAGGCUUCAGUGAAAAUUUCAUCUAGAAUUAUCGACACAGCGUGACAACAACGAUCAUAACCACGACGGCCAAGUAUUUGCCAUCGAGGAGGCACGGAUAUGCCUCGCUCCUCGUUGCUGUGACACGCGCCGCGCCGUGUGCUGGCUGAACCUCCCGGAAGAGAGCGUGGGCCUUCGUCUCAAAAUACUGUGUGUGGUUUUCUACCGCACACUCGAGAGCCAAGUAAGUGAAUAAACACGCGCAAUUCGUUUCAAUAUUCAUUUGUUUCGUGUAAUCGUGUCCCCUGGAAUUAACAUUCUUUCAAAACGCUCCUCGUUUUCCAAGCCAGCCUGUCCGAAAAAAAAAAAAAACGUGUGCACGCCAACACUGUUUCCUUUCUCGUAAUCCUAGGGGAAAAAGAUGUGCUUACUGAAGCAUAUAAACAGAGAAAAAAGAUGGAAAAAUGGUCCGUUAUUUCGAGCGCAACCGAUUUGGUGCGUUGAAAGUGGCUGGCAUCUCACACGAUCAAUCGCGAAAGCGUGCACUGAUUCUAGGUUUCCUCAUGACCGUGCCGGUAGCACGCCUAACUAGGGAUACUCUAGUCCCGGCUUGGCUCUUUAAACGGCUCUACGUAUUGCGUGCGAAUCGUAACGUUUCUUUGUGUGCGUAUCUGUGCGGCAACCGAUGUUAUGUGUGUGUGCGCGCGUUCGCAUAAUCUCGCUCCCUCGUUGUCCGCUCGCUCGCUCGCUCGUUUGCUCUCGUAUGCAUGGCCGCUUCGGUGCGUAGCGUGCGGAUUGCGCGAGUACGCAUUGUCGCGUUCAAUACGAUCGUAAUUCGUCUGUUAUUUAAUCGUGAACUGGUGUUCGACACGCGGUAUUCAGCAAAAGGAAGAACGAAUAAAAAACCACCCCAUACACCUUCGAUCGACGUUAACAGCUGAUCGCGGCCACUUCUAUAUUCUUAUAAACAAUAAAGAUGCCUCGAGUAAGGAGACAGGUGGUCUUGGAAGAUCCAGCCAGGCCUGUUACACCAGACAUGGUGGAAACCAAAUUGAUGAAAACAGAAUUCUUGGAUGAUGGCUCUUUGGAUGAAGUACAAGCACAAAAGGUAGCUGAAGAAACGCCAAGUCCUCAUCUUCAAGACCAUCAGUAUGGACAAACACCUUGUUAUCAAGUAACAAGGAAACCUACACAACCACCACCACGAACUGAACAAAUAUCGGUUCAGGCGGUGAAACGAAGACUGAAUUUGGAAAUGGGAGCAACAGGUCCCAGCCAAUCUGCCUUUAAGGCUCCUAGAGGUAAACGUAGGAGAUCUGGUUCGAAUUCUCUAACUGGCCACACACCUACAAAAAGUAAAACGGUAGAGAGAACGCGGUAUGAUACAUCAUUGAGCUUACUUACGAAAAAGUUCAUACAUUUAGUUGAAAGCAGUCAAGACGGUGUUGUAGAUUUAAAUGUAGCGUCUGAGAAGUUAGAAGUACAGAAACGUCGUAUAUACGAUAUUACAAAUGUGUUGGAGGGUAUAGGUAUUUUGGAGAAGAAAAGUAAAAACAAUAUACAAUGGAAGGGCGGUCAGUUACCGAACGAUAGGAACGAUAUAGCUGAUCUCAGAAGAGAGGUGGCUGAUUUAGAAGCUAAAGAAAAUACUUUGGAUCGGUUAAUUCAUGGUGCAGAUAAAAACCUUAGGGAAUUGUGCGCCGAUAGACAAUACGCUUAUGUAACGUAUCACGAUUUACGUUCUGUCCCAAUGUACAAAGACCAGGCUAUAAUGGCAGUAAAAGCUCCGCCAGAAGCCACUUUACAUGUUCCGCAACCUAUCAAUAAUCUUGGCCAACAAAAGCUUCAAAUGCACAUGAGGUCGUCUCAUGGAGAAAUAGAGGUAUUCCUCUGUCCUGAUGACCCUACAGUUAAAACGUCUCCCAAUCCGGGAUAUACGACGACGCAACCUGUGCCUUCGUCAAAAGAAUCCGAAAUACCCGGUCUCCCUCCUGAACUGCUGGUCAACGGAGGAAGCGGGGUUCGGGUCGAACCAGUACCUUCUGUUGAGAGUACGUUGAAUACUCGUUCGUGUACUCCGGUUGUAUCUACGGUUACCAGUUUAGCAGGAAUGAGGGACGCAUUGUUAUGCGAAUCUGAUGACUAUGGACCAAUGGGUGGUGGCAAAUUCCAACUUCAAACGGAGGAUCAAAUCAACACUCCAGAUCUAAGUUUUUUCGAAUUUGGAGAACACCUGCUGUCCCUGGAACCGCCUCUUUCCGAAAACGACUAUUCGUUCUCGUUAGGCACGGAGGAAGGGCUGUCGGAUCUUUUUGAUUUCAAAUUUUAAAGAUGUCGUCCUGAUUGUCGUAAUCGUGAUAGCACUUUUGUCUUUUUGGACUACCACUCUGAGUUCGCCUCCCAAACAUUCGAACGGAUAGCGAUCAUUUUGUUAAUCCAAUGAUGACCGAUUUCACGUCAUAAUUAUUCCCGAUUGGCGAUCUUUAUCAUUAUUAUUUCCUCCUCAAACGUGAUCUUACGUUCGAAUGAUUGAUACGCUGGUUUAGUCAUGCUUCUUAGUUUUACAAAAAAAGAAAAAAGAACAAAAAAAAAAGAAAGAAAAUACGCGAUCGUGUACAUAAAUAGAAGGCGUUUAUCACUCGCGAUACCGUAUAGUAUUUUGCCGACAAUUUUUUUAAAAAAAUUAUUUUUUAAUCGCGAUUCGUUCAGCAACACACACACACACACACGUAUACAGUAUCACGUCGGUGAUUUUCGAAAUUCCGCCUCAUUGAAAGGAUCUCAAAGGGAAGUACUGCGAAGCGAAGAGAAGGGACAAACAUAUCACGCCUCGGGUUACUAGUACAUCGGCAAGCGAUUAAGGAUGAAUGUUAAAGCGAUAAAUCAUUGUCUUCUCAACGAAGACGCAUCAAGAUUUAUCGCUUGCGAUUCAAAUCAUUUCAAGCCAAAAAUGACGCUUGCUAUGCGAACCAAUUUAUAGAAACGCAUUUGUUAGAAAUAUUUUUGUCAAUGUUUAUCGUUCAUCGUCUGCUAAUGUACUAUGGUAGCCUGGUGUUAACACGUUGACCGUGAUGCGAUUGAAAUUCAAUUUAGAUGAAAUAUCAUUCUACUAAAAAAUGUACACUAGUCAUUUUAAAGCAACCAAUUAGAUUGAAAUUAUUAUUGAUCCUUGAUCUAUCUCUACUGGCGGUCAACUUGUUAAUACGCGGUGGUCGAGUAUUUCCGGCUUGAUACGGUUCACGCCGAUAUUGAGUUUCGUGGAAUAUAUUAAAUUAUGUUGGCGAAACGACGCCAAUUUAUUUCUGUGCAAUCUGUAAUAAUACUGUAUAUCGAGGUAAGAGUAAAAGCGCGGGGAAGAGAGACGGAGAUGUAUUCGAGAAUUUCAAAGAGAGGAGAGACUGCAGAUUCGUGACGAACAAUUUAUAACGAUUUUCGUUUUCCCCCCUCUGCGAUCAUUGAAUUGUAUAAAGUGAAUAGCGCGUGAAUAUUAAUUCAUCAAAAAUGAAAUUCCCUCCUAGCGUAUAACUAUUUCUAUCGAGGAAAAUUUCUGGACGGUUGUUUUCUCUAGUCGCUAGGACUGAGUCGUUUUUUUAUCUCUAUCUGUUUUAUUUUUUUUUUUUCUUUUGAAAUCGCGUGCUUGACACCUUACCCAUCGCUAGCAGAUAAAAUAGAUAAGCACUGUUGCUUUUUAACAAGGUCUCGAUUCUUUCAAUGGCACGUUAUAGAUUCUAUUUUUCAAUCAGUCUAAUGUUAUUUACACUCGGAGCGUUAAUUGUGGUGCACGUGAUUUUUAUUGCUUCGAAUCCAGAAGUGUUUAUUAUCAAAUUUGGUGAUAAGCUUCCGGUUGGUAAGGUGUCGAGACGAGAGAGCAGCGUUCAGGAAUAAUCGCGUUCGGGUAAAUUUAUCGGUACGAUAGUGUAGCUUGUCGAUUGCGAAUCGUUUGUAAAAAAAAAAAAAAUGUAUGUCAGGGAGACAUAGUUUUUAUUCUAUAUACUUUUGUAAUUGCUCGGUGCGGAUUUUUGUAUAUUUCGAUCCAUGGGGAAAAAAAAAGAAAUUCAUUGAUUCUAUACAGACACGUAUACACGCACGGUCAUCCAACGGUACCGUUGAUAAUAUAAAUCUAAUUAAAGAAUCGCGUUGGAUUAGCAUCGAAUAUGAUGCCACGAACACACGGAGACGAACUCGAGCGUACAAGAAAGAGAGAAACAAAUCUUAGACUGUAACCUUUCGCGCAUGUAACACACGUAUUUAAUUCGAUUCGUAACGACGGAGAAGGUCUAAGAUUCCUUUCAGGAAUAACAGUACUUGUUCAGAACCUGAUUUGUAAAAAAAAAUAAUGAAAAGAAAGGGGUUCUUCAAAGAGAACUUUGAAGCCAGUGCAACUUGAAUUUCAACCGUGCUUGGUACAGCACCGACGAAGAAAACGCUUUGAGUCUUAACGUACAUAUAUAAAUAUAAUAAUAUAACUCCUAUAUAAGACAAACUGAGGAUAUUUGUUCGAUGUUCCUGAAGAAGAUAAUUCAAGGAUGCACUGGAGAGAAUCGUCUCAGCUGGAAGUCUCUUAAGGAUGUACUCUAACGUACAACUUAGUGUACGUCCAAAGCCAUAGUGCCUACACAAUAAUGAUCACACCCUUCUGUAACUGUAAAUAGUUUACAUACUAUACAAAAAUAUAUAAAAAAAAAAAGCAAAGUAUAUAUAUAUAUAUACAUUUAUAUAGAGUGUGUGUAUAUAUAUAUAUAUAUGUGUGUGUGUAUAUAGAAGUGUAAGGAAGUGAGGACCCCCCUGAUGGAUACAAAAGAGAGAAACCAGAUGCUGCGAAAAUACACCUCAUUACGGUUAUCACAAACUAUCCGAUUAGUUAGUUUUAAUUAUUAUUAAUAAUUAAUUAUUAGACGGAGGAGAGAUGUUAGUUUAUAAAUUUUACUUAUUAUAUAUAUGUACGUGUAUAUAUGUAAUAAGUGCGUAUGUUUUUUUAUAGUCAAAAAUGAAUAUCGUGCAGAAUAAAAUGAAGAGACUUAAUGGAUUACUUAAAGAGAGAAGACUAGCAAGCGUUCUUAUUUUUCUUUUCUUUUCUUUCUUUUUUUUAAAUGAGAUGUAAAAGUGUAGGCAGACACGAUGAAUGAUAUUUGUAUAAAGAAGAAAUGUUUUUAUCGCUACGUGUAUUUAUUUCAAUUGAAUAGCGUGUACUUCGUGAGGGGAAAAAGGUGAUAGAAGGAGGAUAUAAAAAUGUGUUGCGAAUGGAUUAUUCUGCACGAUAUUCGACACGCAAUUCACCGAUUCGCAACAGAGAGGAUUGUGUAUUAGUUUUCGUUUCUAAUUUUUUUUUUUUUCAAAUUGUACAUUGGUGGCAUCGCGCUUUUUUUUCAUACGCAUCGUGCAACGAGAGGGGAAGCAAAGUGAGAGCGAAAUUACGGGUGAAUGGUACACAUGUGUGAAUGAUGAUCAAACGAAUGAUAUUAAUGAUUCGAAUGUUCGGUGAUCAGUGAUCUCGAUCCUGGCACAACCAGUGAGAAGUUAACAAUAUUUUCUACCUGAAUAAUAUUUGCGGGGAUCUAACGAAGUCUGAGCACGCGAGACUUCUCAUAAUUUUACUCUUACGAAAGAGUUGAUCGGAAGGUGACACGAAUAACAGUGAUUUCAAACGUUCUCAGACUUCAUCAGAUCUUUUUAUAAUAACUUAUCAUGAAGAUGGCAGUCCAUCGUUUCGUUUUUAACCCGAUAUUCGUAAAACUACUACCACCCGUUUCUGCCAGUCUGUCGAAUAAGGCGCCUCUUGUAUUAUACACAGGCUACAGAGUACGUUCAUUUCUAUUUUAUUUUUUUUUUUUUUUUUUGUUAAGUUUCAUUUAGCGAGACUUUUAUAGGCACAGCAUCGGAAAUAAAUUAUUUCAACGAGGAACAACGAUUUAAAUGAAAUUGCAUUUGAAAAAGAAAUUUAGUCUUGUUAGAAAACGGGAACGUACUUUCUUCUAGGAACGUAUUUGAGAGACUGUACAGAAGUAAUGGUAGAGAGGAAAAUUGAUUCUGCUCGAUUGUCUUAGGGAAAAGAAAAAUUGAACGAUGUAUGAACCGAUAUGACGAACGUGAAUUUUGUCAUAUUUUAACGGGCAUGACCCGCCGAAAGACAGUAAAAGAAAAAAAAAAAAGAAAGAGAGGAAGAGAGAGAGAAGACGAAGUUACAAAAUAUAACCUUGUGUAACGUCAUAGGGA
This is a messenger RNA of Osmia bicornis bicornis, 7810 nucleotides long. It is a transcript of the gene E2f1, whose product is annotated as transcription factor E2F2. The record is from RefSeq and is a predicted model, not a curated record. NCBI's taxonomy places the organism in Eukaryota, Metazoa, Arthropoda, Insecta, Hymenoptera, Megachilidae. Gene Ontology annotation, biological process: regulation of transcription by RNA polymerase II. The transcript has 8 exons. Gene Ontology annotation, molecular function: protein dimerization activity; RNA polymerase II cis-regulatory region sequence-specific DNA binding; DNA-binding transcription factor activity, RNA polymerase II-specific. Gene Ontology annotation, cellular component: RNA polymerase II transcription regulator complex. The coding region runs from base 2574 to 3926 and encodes 450 amino acids.